Molecule: messenger RNA, 996 nt
Organism: Rosa chinensis
Lineage: Eukaryota; Viridiplantae; Streptophyta; Magnoliopsida; Rosales; Rosaceae
Product: serine acetyltransferase 4
Exons: 9
Coding region: 1-996 (331 amino acids)
Cellular component (GO): cytoplasm; cytosol
Molecular function (GO): L-serine O-acetyltransferase activity
Source: RefSeq, a predicted model, not a curated record
AUGGCCUGCGUGACCGACGAGAGUGGGUCGCGCUGCCCAGAAUGCUAUCGGAGCGUUUGUCUUGAGGGAGGAAGAGGCCGAGGAGGAGGAGGAGCCCGGGUUUUCGACUCCGAGUCCGCCGCGUACAGGUUGGAGAAGGUUUUUCCGGUGUACGCAUUGGGGAUUCAGAAACCCGAGUCCGACCCGGUUGUUGUGGCUGACAGUUCGGACGACCCGAUUUGGGACGCUGUCAGGGAAGAGGCCAAGUUGGAGGCAGAGAAGGAGCCAAUUUUGAGUAGCUUCUUGUAUGCGAGCAUCUUGGCGCAUGAUUGUUUAGAGCAGGCGUUGGGGUUUGUUCUUGCAAACAGGUUGCAGAACCCGACACUUCUGGCUACUCAGCUGAUGGAUAUAUUCACUAAUGUAAUGAUGCAUGACAGAGACAUUCAGCGAUCUGCUCGGCUAGACGUGCAGGCGUUUAAAGAACGCGAUCCAGCUUGUUUGUCUUACUGUUCGGCUCUAUUGUAUCUCAAGGGUUACCAUGCUCUGCAAGUAUAUCGAGUAGCUCAUUCACUGUGGAGUCAAGGACGCAAAGUGUUUGGAGUGGACAUUCACCCUGCUUCAAAAAUUGGAGAGGGAGUAUUGUUGGAUCAUGGUACGGGUGUGGUUAUUGGGGAAACUGCUGUUAUAGGAAACAGAGUUUCAUUGAUGCAGGGUGUAACUUUGGGAGGAACUGGGAAAGAAAUUGGUGACCGUCAUCCAAAAAUAGGUGAAGGUGCACUAAUAGGAGCCAGUGCAACUAUACUUGGGAAUAUAAAAAUAGGUCAAGGAGCCAUGAUAGCUGCUUGUUCCCUUGUGCUUAAAGAUGUCCCUCCACACAGCAUGGUGGCAGGAAUACCAGCAAAAGUGAUUGGAUAUGUAGACGAAAAAGAUCCUUCAUUAACCAUGAAGCAUGAUGCUACCAAAGAAUUUUUUGAAAAUGUAGCUGUUAAGUUCAGAGAUGCAAGGUCUGCUGGUUAG